This is a messenger RNA of Budorcas taxicolor (takin), 1888 nucleotides long. It is a transcript of the gene UEVLD, whose product is annotated as UEV and lactate/malate dehyrogenase domains. Gene Ontology annotation, biological process: carboxylic acid metabolic process; endosome to lysosome transport; protein modification process. The transcript is spliced from 12 exons. The coding region runs from base 61 to 1476 and encodes 471 amino acids. Lineage: Eukaryota; Metazoa; Chordata; Mammalia; Artiodactyla; Bovidae. Gene Ontology annotation, molecular function: oxidoreductase activity, acting on the CH-OH group of donors, NAD or NADP as acceptor; ubiquitin binding. Gene Ontology annotation, cellular component: ESCRT I complex. The record is from RefSeq and is a predicted model, not a curated record.
AGUGCGGAAGGAGAUCCUGGGGCUGGGGUCGCGGAACCGGCCUCGCGGUCCUGGCUGGAGAUGGAGUUCGACUGCGAGGCUCUCCGGCGACUCCUUGGCAAGUACAAGUUCAGGGAUUUAACUGUGGAAGAACUGAAGAACGUAAACAUGUUUUUCCCACAUUUCAGAUAUUCCAUGGAUACCUAUGUUUUCAAAGAUAGUUCCCAGAAAGACCUACUGAAUUUCACUGGUACUAUUCCUGUGAUAUAUCAGGGUAAUACAUAUAACAUACCUAUUCGUUUGUGGAUUUUGGAUUCUCACCCUUUUGCUCCCCCCAUUUGCUUCUUAAAACCAACUGCAAAUAUGGGAAUCUUAGUUGGAAAGCAUGUGGAUGCUCAAGGCAGAAUAUACCUGCCCUAUCUCCAAAACUGGAGCCAUCCUAAAUCUAUCAUUGUUGGAUUAAUUAAAGAAAUGAUUGCCAAAUUUCAAGAGGAACUUCCCCUGUAUUCUCUGUCAUCAUCUGACGAGGCACGGCAGAUAGACUUGCUAGCCUAUAUUGCAAAAAUCACUGAAGGUGUCUCAGACAUAAAUUCAAAGAACUGGGCAAAUCGUGAGAAUAAAACAGUCAAUAAAAUUACUGUGGUUGGAGGUGGAGAACUGGGAAUUGCCUGCACGUUAGCAAUUUCAGCCAAAGGCAUUGCAGACAAAGUGGUCCUUUUAGACUUCUCAGAAGGGACUAAAGGAGGGAUGAUGGACCUUGACAUCUUCAACCUGCCUAAUGUGGAAAUCAGCAAAGAUUUGUCUGCCUCUGCUCAUUCCAAGGUGGUGAUCUUCACAGUCAACUCUCUGGGUAGUUCUCAGUCCUACCUCGAUGUGGUGCAGAGCAAUGUGGACAUGUUCAGAGCUCUUGUCCCAGCUCUGGGACAUUAUAGUCAGCAUGGCAUCCUGCUUGUUGCAUCUCAACCAGUGGAAAUCAUGACCUAUGUGACUUGGAAACUGAGUGCAUUUCCUGCAAACCGAGUGAUUGGAAUUGGGUGCAAUCUGGAUUCACAGAGAUUACAAUAUAUUAUUACACAUGUCUUGAAGGCACAGACUUCAGGAAAAGAAGUAUGGGUUAUCGGUGAGCAGGGAGAAGACAAAGUGCCCAUAUGGAGUGGCCAAGAGGAAGUAACAAAUCAGGACUCUCAGAUGCAGCUGUCCAACAGGGCCAUGGAACUACUAAGGGUAAAAGGUCAAAGAUCAUGGUCUGUUGGACUAUCAGUAGCUGACCUGCUUGACAGUAUUGUGAAUGAUAAAAAGAAAGUACAUUCUGUAUCAGUUUUAGCAAAGGGAUAUUAUGAUAUAAAUAGUGAAGUGUUUUUAAGUUUGCCUUGCAUCCUUGGAACGAGUGGAGUGUCUGAAGUCAUCAAGACCACAGUGAAAGAAGAAACAGUGACUGAGAAACUCCAGAGCAGUGCGACCUCCAUCCAUGGUCUCCAGCAACAGUUAAAACUCUGAUUCUAAAGUUCAGAGUUAUCUGAAAGGAAAGGUUAAUUUUACCAACGCAUAUAUAUGGGGUGGAGAACUUCUCUAUCUUAUUUAUCCUUACAAACUGCUUGAUUAAGGUCGGUGGUUCUUGGUUGGCUUUGUAAUUUAAAUCCUUAGGUAGUUAGAUAAGAAGGAAAAAAAAUCUAAUUUUCUCUGUUCUUGACAUUAUCUAUACUGUUCUUUAAACCUAAGCAGAGAUAAACAUUCAUCUGCAAUAUGCAUCAUUUAAAAAUUAUGUAUCCUCAAUUAGCACAUUCAGCACUUUGGGAAUACUUUAAAAAUCAUAACUUUUUAAAAGAAAAUUACCCUUUAACUGUUAAACGUCAUAAGCUGAAGGCCCAGUAUGUCUGUAUUUAAAAUCUGUGCUAGCUCUACAUUCAAA